AGUUGUUCUACGCACGCCAACCAAACCUAUCUCUCUCCCUACUUACACAAACUCUCACAAACCCUUUCUAUCUCCCAUCUCCACACCGCACCGAAGCUGCUCUUCUUCUUCUUCUUCUUCUUCUCCCCCUCCAAUUUCCCGAUCGCCGGAGCAAUUCUCCUCCUUCGUUUCUCCGAUCAGCGGCAGGUUAGCCGGCAUGUGACUUGAGGCAGAAGAAGAGCUAGCUUGGACAUGGUUUUGGAUGGGAAGUGGAGAUAAUUAGGGGGAGAGGACGACGACAAUUAACUAUAUUAUGGGAGGCUGCUGCUGCUGUUCCUCCAAGGGAGCUGAACUUAAUUCCACUCCCGCCUACUACUAUGUCAGUAGCCCCCAAGGAAUUCUGUUCCGUUCGGGAUUGAGAUCGAAUUCGGGUCUUCUUUGAUGCGUUUCUUUUUGUCUAGUGGUGAUGCCACGGAACUAGUGUUUUGUGGAAUUGAGGUUAAUGGAGAUGCUAAAGGGCUAGUUUCUUUGUGUUGUUUCUGUAUUAGAAUUUCGCUUGGGAAUUGGGAUGAGAUACCCAAUUGGUACUAUCCUGGAAUGCAACAUGAGAUGGUGUACGAAUUAGGAUUAACAUGAGUUAGGCGAAGUUGAUAUUUGCUUUUGUUGCUAUUUCAUUAUCUCACGCAGUCAUCUAAUGUGGAUGGCUCGUUGUAUAUUUCGUUCUUAGGAUGGAGAAGGAUUCGGUUGUCUGGUUCUUACUUUUUUGCUGCAGUUGUAUGCUUAUUAUUAUUCCUCCUGUUGGUUAUAUGCAGUAUCCUAGAGCAGCAGAAGAGCGUAUCCCAUUAUCAGCUCACCAUGUUGCUGCCUCUACUUUCUCUUCUGGGCUCCUGGUUGAUACCAACCUAGACACUUCCGUUCCAGAUGCUUAUAGGGCCCCUCCAACACCCAUGCCAUUUGAUGUUGUUAUAGGGCGCCCACAAACUCCACCGGAAGCUCAAGAAACUUGUAGUGAUAAUAGGAGUGAUGGAACUCUCCAAACUGCAAAUUCUGGUACUGCUCAAGAAACACCCGGUGCUGGUACUCAAGAUGCAUCGGUGAAGUGUGAAGAUGCCAAGGAUUCAGAUAAAACAAAAGCAGGCUUAGAGAUUGAUCCAGUGGAGGAGUUAGAGGUAGAGAUCUCCAAGCCAGUUGGGCCUUUUGUUCCACCUACAGAGGAGGAGGAUUGUUGUCCGACAUGUCUCGAAGAGUACGAUGAUGAAAACCCGAGAAUCAUCACCAAAUGUGAACAUCAUUUUCACUUGGCGUGCAUUUUCGAAUGGAUGGAAAGAAGUGACACAUGCCCCGUUUGUGACAAGGAGAUGAUCUUCGAUCCUCCUAUUGAUUAGCACAGCUGUACAGAAUACUUGGAUAAAAGGCCCCACAAGUUAGCUGUUUUCACCUGAGUUUGAGAAUACAAGUGUUGCAAAUGCAUAGAAGUCUGGUUUCUCUUCUGUUUGUGUCAUUGUCCUGUGAUUGCGGCAGAAUAUCGGGCUGUGGCUGUUUCUUUGUUUUCUCUUUUCUUUUGCUCUGUGAUCGUUCUUAGCUCUUGUUGUUUGAGCAAUGUAUUCUCUUUCUCAGACAAUGAUGCAGUUUGAAUAGACGCUAGGAAGGUUUGAUUGGUUGAGGGGGAAAAGAAAGGAGAAAAAGAGGGAAACAGGAUAAGCUGAAGAGUCUGGUCGUUGCUUCAACGUGUGAAGACGCGGACUCUGGUUCACAAUUUGGUUUAUAGAAUCAUCUCAUUAAGGAUAGAAUGUUGAAUGUCUUCAGCUUUUGCAUCGGUUCGGGUACUUUGGUUGAUAGUCAGUCACAUUGCUUUUCCAAAUGAUUUCCUGCUAUGUUCUUUGUUCCCUUGGUUAUGUCCCGGUCUGUACUGCAGACUGCAGAUCUUUCUUUGGCAUUCAGAUAAAACUAGUAGUCAGCAAUUGCUUCUUUAGAGAAACAAUAUCAGAGAGACAAUUUGGGGGGUUCGGUUCUGUAGAAGGGUACAGAUUGUGCAAUUUGGAGGUAUAGUGUGUUCUUUUGUAUUCUCUUUUCAUUUCUCUGUAAAUGAUACGCAUCUGGUGUUCGGGAUUUCAGUAUACAGGAUUACAGGUAGCUCUCUGCCCGUCAUUAUAGGCUUGAUUCGUCUUUGGUUGAAAUUUGGCCUUGUUUUACAUUUGGUUACUGUGUAAAUUGAAUUCAUACGACCCCUUAAAGACAUUAUUAUCAUUUUGUCCUGGUGUUAUCUGCUGACUAACUGGAAAUCUACCACAUUCCACAAUCAUCAGAGGCUUUCCUGUUCACUAGUGUUGUCUGCAGGUCUGUUUAUAUAUGUAUUUAUAGAUCAUCAAAGUGAUAUAACCAAUGUAGAAAGCAAGAGAAUAUAUUGUUCUGGAAAAGCUAUUUCUGGAGGGUAGACGCCUCAAUUCUA
Molecule: messenger RNA, 2428 nt
Organism: Linum tenue
Lineage: Eukaryota; Viridiplantae; Streptophyta; Magnoliopsida; Malpighiales; Linaceae
Source: the annotation of a GenBank genome assembly